Messenger RNA from Zingiber officinale, 904 nucleotides. Its product is annotated as germin-like protein 9-3. Bases 152 to 778 code for a protein of 208 amino acids. Gene Ontology annotation, cellular component: cell wall. NCBI's taxonomy places the organism in Eukaryota, Viridiplantae, Streptophyta, Magnoliopsida, Zingiberales, Zingiberaceae. Gene Ontology annotation, molecular function: manganese ion binding. The record is from RefSeq and is a predicted model, not a curated record. The transcript has a single exon.
UUGAGAAUUUUGGUAUCGCAUUUGGCAUUCUUCUCGUUCACCUCGAGGACGUCCUCGACCAAUUCACUACUCCAGAGUUCCCCUCCAUCCACAAAGGCUAUUAUAAAUUCGGCUGCUAAUUAAACGUGUACAUCACCGGCAGCUAAAAGUCAUGGCUCUUAAACAAGUCCUGGCCUUCCUGAUCCUGUUCUUAGCCACUGGCACUCUCCGGUACUCCGCCUUCGCGAGUGACCCCGACAUCCUCGUGGACUUCAUCCCUCCGCCGGAGGGUACUCCCGUCGACGGCAGCUACUUCGCCUUCAGUGGCCUCCGGUCGGUGGUUGGCGGUCGGUUGCCGCCGGCCAAUUUCACGGUGACCAAAGCCAGCAUGAGCAACUUCCCGGCGCUGAACGGGCAGAGCGUGUCGAUGGCCGUGCUAACGUACCCCCAAGGAAGCGUCAACCAGCUGCACACGCACCCGCGCGCUGCCGAGCUGCUGCUGCUGAUGCAGGGCAACUUGGAGGUUGGAUUCGUGGACACGGCCAACAAGCUCUACACUCGAUCACUGCAGCGCGGGGACGCGUUCGUGUUCCCCAAGGGCCUCGUGCACUUCCAGUUCAACUGUGGCAAGGGACCGGCCGUAGCCGUUUCGGCAUUCGGCAGCGCCAAUGCUGGCACUGUGUCUGUUCCCCAGAGCACCUUUGGGGUGGACAUCGACGACGGUAUACUUGCAGCUUCGUUCAAGACCGACGCGGCGACGAUUCAGAAGCUCAAGGCCGGCCUUCGAGGCCCCAAGUGAAGCGCGAGAGGUUAUUUUGCCGGUUCAAUGUUUCUGAAGGACCGUCGUGCUUGAAAUAAGAACUUGAUGAUUGAAAAAGACGAAAAUAUGUGAUUCUGAGAGGCUAAUUAAUUGUCUCAUUAAACA